Moneuplotes crassus is the source of this 900-nucleotide messenger RNA. Lineage: Eukaryota; Ciliophora; Spirotrichea; Euplotida; Euplotidae. The record is from the annotation of a GenBank genome assembly.
UUUGGUUAAUUUGAUAAAAAUUAACAAGUUCAAAAAUUCUAAAGGCAAGAAAAGUUUGGAGAAGCUAUUAACCACAUCUGUUGUAUUAUAAUGCUAGCAGAGAUAUAGCACAGAGAUUAGUUAUCCUGUUAUUGUCUCUCUCUUUUGAUGGAGAAAAUUAACUUAACUCUUAGUUUACCUCCUUCUUGAUUUUCCAAACCUUCAGCCACAGUUAUGAAUUUGUCUGACAAGGGUGGUUAAAGCUUCACUUUAAUAUUUUGUGAAGGUCUUAGUGCUCGAAUAACUGUGGCAACUAUGAAAUCCUCGAUAUUAACACUUGGCAGUCCGUUUUCCUACCUUCUUACAUGGGUGUGAAGUACAGUCUCUAAUCAUCCCAAAGAACAUAAUAGUUAUGUAAUUUUUGAAGGAGAAAUUCAGAAUUUGAAUUUUAUUAUCUUGAGUCUGAAAGAGGUAAGUAUUUUUAGUUAAAACUUUGCAAAAAUAUUAUUGAAUUGGUGUUAGGACAAAAUUUUCCUAAAAGAUGCAUCAGAGUCUUAAAUAAUUCUAUAACCCCAAAAAAUUUUGGAGAGUUACCAGAGAUUCUAAAAUUGUAUUUUUUUGACACUUUUCAAAAAUAAUUUUGUCAACAGGUAGGGACCACCGUAGUGAAACUUCAGCUAGAAACCUUUAAUAUAAGUUAUCCCAAUAAGGCUAUCGAAGUAAAUGCCUUAAACCCCUGAAUGCAUCAAAUUAUAGAAUCUUUUGAUACUUGUUAAACAGAAUAUCUUUGAAUUUUUCUAACUAAAGAUGCCCAACUUAGAAAUAGAUGGUAUCUAAACAAGUCUAGAAGGUCGUAAUAGCUGUAAAUUUGUCUUUAAAGUCAUAAUAACUAGCAUAGAACCCUCUAUGCAGAGAUAUCUU